Messenger RNA from Pseudophryne corroboree (corroboree frog), 1323 nucleotides. Its product is annotated as ectonucleoside triphosphate diphosphohydrolase 6-like. The transcript is spliced from 2 exons. Gene Ontology annotation, molecular function: hydrolase activity. NCBI's taxonomy places the organism in Eukaryota, Metazoa, Chordata, Amphibia, Anura, Myobatrachidae. The record is from RefSeq and is a predicted model, not a curated record. The coding region runs from base 49 to 1323 and encodes 424 amino acids. Gene Ontology annotation, cellular component: Golgi apparatus.
GCACCCGGCACUCAAACUGUGUACGACAAGUCUUAUAAAAUAUCAACCAUGAAGAUCUCAAAGCUGCCAUUCAUCUUAGUGACUGUAUUGGGCAUUACACUCUUCAUCAGCUACAUCAGAUGGAAACCUAGCACUCCUGUGGCAAUGGAGAAAUCUCUUCCUCACCUGCAGCUUGAACAUGGGAGAGAAACUGUUCCUAAUGAAAUCCUUUAUGGAAUAAUGUUUGAUGCUGGGAGCACUGGUACCCGAAUACAUGUAUAUAAAUUCAAGAAAAUAUCCUCUGAUCCCCUGCACCUGGAGAAUGAAAUAUUUAAGGCUAUAAAGCCAGGACUGUCUGCAUAUGCUGAUGAUCCAGGGCAGUGUGCUGCAGGGAUAAAGGAAUUGCUUGAUAUUGCAAAAGAAGAAAUACCUGGUCACCUAUGGAGGUCUACUCCACUGGUCCUCAAAGCCACAGCUGGGUUACGUCUGUUACCGGGAGAGAAGGCUCAGAAGCUUCUAGACACUGUAACAGACCUUUUUCAAUCAUUUCCUUUUCUUGUUGGAAAAGAUAGCGUUUCUAUCAUGAACAGUACUGAUGAAGGGAUAUUUGCUUGGAUUACUGUAAACGUUUUAACUGGGAGUAUAACACAUGCUUCUGAAAAGUUGUCUGGAAUGCUGGAUCUUGGUGGUGGGUCAACACAAAUCACCUUCUAUCCUUAUGAUAAGAAUACUUUUCCCAGUGCACCAGCGGGAUACAUCACCAACUUUGAUCUGUUUAACAACACAUACCACCUAUAUUCACACAGUUACCUUGGACUAGGUUUAAUGUCAGCAAGACUGCAAAUUAUGGGUGGAGAAGAUGAAAAGCCUUUGCAGCCAGGCGAUGAGUUGGUGACGCCUUGUAUAACACCUGGCUUUAUUACGGAGUUUAAACAAGCAGGAAUAUCUUACAAGGUGAACGAUGUAACUUCUUUGUAUGAAUCCUGUUAUAGAAGAGUAUCUAAGAUGCUGAGUGGCAAAGUAAGCCAUGCCAAAGAGGUUUCCAGCCUGUUCUUUUAUGCCUUUUCCGAUUACUUUGAUCGGGCUGAGGAUGCACGUUUGAUAGAUCCCAGUGUUGGCGGCUUUAUAAAGGUUGCAGACUUUGAAAUGAGAGCAAGGAAAGAAUGUACGGCCAUAGAAAAGACAGCGGGGUCCAGUUCAUCAUUUUUGAAGAUCACCAUUUUUGAAGACUGUACAUAUAUUUAUGAAAUCAUCAUGUUUGAAGAUUCUGCAUAUCUAUCAAAGAGCAAGAAACUGUCCUAUGAAAACCUUCUCUUUACAUCAAAUAUGUUUAUUUUUGAUUAA